UGGAUUUUGUCGAUAAUGACCAAUAAAAGUUCGUAGAAGUUUCUAAAAGAUUUAGCACCAAACAAUCGGAAAGGAGAGCGUUUUGUGGCAGCGGUUAAACCAUGGAAUAUUAUAACAUCAGUUCCAAUGCUGCCAUCAAAUUGGACAAUGCUUCGGCAGUGUUAUUUCCUCAAGCCAGAUUAUCUGCUGAGAGGCGACUAUUGGGCUGGGAUGUACCACCACACGAAAUACGCCAUAUACCGGAACACUGGCUGCAAUUUCAAGAACCACCGGAAUCGAUGCACUACUUGUUAGCAAUGCUGUACAUAUUCUUCACCAUAAUGUCGCUUACCGGAAACGGUUUGGUAAUUUGGGUUUUCUCGGCAGCCAAAUCUUUACGAACCCCCUCAAAUUUUUUGGUUAUAAAUUUAGCUGUUUGCGAUUUUCUGAUGAUGUCCAAGACACCGAUAUUCAUUUACAAUAGUUUUAAGCGCGGCUUCGCCCUGGGAAAUUUAGGUUGUCAAAUAUUCGGCAUAAUUGGAUCAUAUACAGGAAUAGGAGCAUCAUGUACAAAUGCCUUUAUUGCAUACGAUCGGUACAAUGUAAUCACACGACCCAUGGAAGGCAAGAUGACCCACGGCAAGGCGAUACUGAUGAUCAUCUUUAUUUAUAUGUAUGCCACACCUUUUGUGGUGGCUUGUGUCACUGAAAGUUGGGGACGCUUUGUUCCGGAGGGAUAUUUAACAUCGUGUACUUUUGACUAUUUAACUGAUAAUUUCGAUACUCGUCUCUUUGUUGGUACAAUUUUCUUCUUUAGUUUUUGCUGCCCUACGGCACUGAUUAUAUAUUACUAUAGCCAAAUUGUUGGUCACGUGUUUAGCCAUGAAAAGGCACUUCGGGAACAAGCAAAAAAGAUGAAUGUAGAGUCAUUACGAUCUAACGUAGACAAGAGUAAAGAUACAGCUGAAAUUCGUAUUGCUAAAGCUGCAAUUACAAUAUGCUUUCUAUUCUUUGUGUCAUGGACACCGUAUGGCGUAAUGUCACUGAUUGGAGCUUUUGGCGACAAAAGUCUCUUGACACCAGGAGUAACAAUGAUACCGGCGUGUACAUGUAAAAUGGUAGCAUGUAUAGAUCCAUUUGUAUACGCCAUUAGCCACCCGAAAUACAGACUAGAGUUACAGAAACGUUGCCCUUGGCUGGCUAUUAAUGAAAAGGCUCCAGAAAGUGCCAGUACCGCUUCGACAACAACACAGGAACAAGCACCACAGCAGACGACUUCGGCCUAAAUACACAUAUUUAUAAAUACAUAAAUUUUUUAAAAGGAAUAUAUAUAUAAAGAUGACGACUUUGCCAUGGAUAAGGCUUACGAUAUAUUCUACACUACAAUCAUGGAAAACAAACCUGGCUAUUCUCUUUGGCGAUCUCUAAUAAACUGAACGAUUAAGGAAACCCAAGCUAUGGCUUUUUUGGUCAAGUUGGGUCAUACACAUGUGAAAACAGUAUUAUUCUUGUUUUGUAGCAUAUUUUAUUAUUUAAUAAAAUCUCAAUUAGAAUUUACCGCAAACUAAAAAUACAAA
Molecule: messenger RNA, 1556 nt
Organism: Musca domestica (house fly)
Lineage: Eukaryota; Metazoa; Arthropoda; Insecta; Diptera; Muscidae
Product: opsin Rh3
Exons: 5
Coding region: 102-1265 (387 amino acids)
Biological process (GO): G protein-coupled receptor signaling pathway; visual perception
Cellular component (GO): membrane
Molecular function (GO): G protein-coupled receptor activity
Source: RefSeq, a predicted model, not a curated record